This is a messenger RNA of Peronospora matthiolae, 237 nucleotides long. NCBI's taxonomy places the organism in Eukaryota, Oomycota, Peronosporomycetes, Peronosporales, Peronosporaceae. The record is from the annotation of a GenBank genome assembly.
AUGCAGGGUCUUGCGGGUGGUCCCGUCAAGACUCACCUGUUCCGACUUGAACUAGAUUCACUAGAACGAGCCAUUUCCAUUGCGGAACAGGAAGACUUCAGUCUGAGGCAGGCUCGCGCCAUCUCGACAUCGUAUCGUCAACCGAGACGAUAUGACAGCGGAGGUCCAGAGCCGAUGGAACUCUGUUAUGUAGAGAGCGAGAAGGCUCGCUCUACAGACUACAAGAAGUUGCAGUAA